AUGGUGGAAAAAUGGGACACACAAGUUGGCGUUCCAUACAAGACUGUUCUCAAGCACAUUUGCGAGAACCUUUCUGGAUUGCAUGGCACCAUUCCAACACACAAAGCUCUAGGACCAGUUAAUUCCCUGCUUCACCGCAUCAUCACUCAUAUUCUGACUCCCCAAAGCGGCUCACACAACCGAGUAACAUUUUCUGACUGUCUCAUCUUAUUUGCUUUGGUUACCUCUACUCCUAUAUCCUUUGGUUAUAUUAUGAUUAGGCACAUGUGGGAUUCUGUUAGAAGCACCAGAAAGGCUAACCUGCCUUAUGGUAUGUUUUUAACUAGAAUAUUUGAGUACUUUAAAGUUGAUUUAUUAAAUGAGGCUGUAGAAAACAAGGUGUCUUCAAUCAGAGGAGGAGGAGCAACUAAGGAAACCAAAGGGCGAAAAUCUGCUGCAUCGGAUAAUGACUAUGAAGGCAGACCAGAAUCUUCCAAAACAAUCAAGUCCAUCAAACAGAUUUUGGGAGAAUUUUUGAACAUGCCAAAAAUAAGUUUGGAGGCAUUUAAUUUGUUUCUAAUAAAAAUACCCUUCCCCUCAAAAGAAACAGAGCCCAACCACUGCCACACCCAGCCCUUCCCCUCCUACCUGGACUCCCCCUCCUCCCUCUCCCCCACCGUCAAAACCCUCUGCCACAUCAUCGCCACCACUCCCUCUCACUCCAUCGAGCAAUCUCUACACGACUCCUCCCUCUCCGUCACUUCCUCCGACGUCGAGCAAGUCCUCAAGCUCUCCUACGCCUUCCCCUCCCAGGCCGUCAAGUUCUUCCGCUGGUCCGGCCGCCACCACCUCUCCGACUGCCACUCCCCUUACUCAUGGAACCUCGUAGUCGACCUCCUCGGCAAGAAUCGCUUCUUCGAUGCCAUGUGGGACGCUAUCAAGUCCAUGAAGAAGGAGCGACUCCUCUCUCUCGCUACCUUCGCUUCUGUCUUCAGCAGCUACGUCGCUGCCGGCAGAGUCCACGACGCCGUCAUGACCUUUGAGGUCAUGGGAAACUACGGCUGCGUCAACGACGUCGUUGCACUCAACUCCCUUCUCAGUGCCGUCUGCAGGGACGCGAGAACCCGCGACGCCAACGAGUUCUUCCAGAUGGCGAAGAAGUUGGUUCGCCCCGACGCUGAUUCCUACGCGAUCUUGAUGGAAGGUUGGGAGAGAGAAGGGAAUGUCAGUUGCGCUAAAGAGACUUUCGCUGAGAUGGUGAUUGAGGUUGGUUGGGACCCUGCUAAUGUUCCUGCUCAUGAUUCUUUUCUGUGUACUUUGAUUAGAAGCGAAAAUGGGGUUAGAGAGGCCGUUAAGUUCUUCGAUUCCAUGAGGGAUAGGAAGUGUUAUCCUGGAAUUAGGUUUUUCAAGGUUGCUUUGGAUGAGUGUGUGAAGGAUCAUGAUCUUAGGAAUGCUGAGUUUCUCUGGGAGGUUCUAGUGGGGAACGCGGGGUUAAAGGCGAAUACUCAGCUGUAUAAUUCCAUGAUUGCUUUGUAUUGUUAUCACACUGAUAUGGAUUCGGCAAGGAGGUUGUUUGAUGACAUGAUUUUCAACGGGGCUUUCCCGGACGCCUUUACUUAUAACUUGUUGUUUAGGUUCUUGAUCAAGGCCAGGAAAUUGAGGGAGGCUGCUGUGGUUUUUGCGGAGAUGGUAAAGAACGAGUUUGUGCCAGACCGGCCUAAUUGCGAUGCAGCUGUUAGGGCUUACAUUAACGAUGAGGAUGCUUUUAUGGCCAUGAAAGUUUGGAAGUGUAUGGGGGAGAAUUACCAGGAGGAUUUGAAGGAUACCGCUAAUCUUCUGAUUCAGGGGCUUCGCGAUUUGAGUAGGGUCCCCGAAGCUGUUAAGUAUGCUGAGGACAUGAUUGAAAGGGGAAUCAAGGUAACCUCUUCCACAUUGUCUAAGUUGAAACAGAGCCUUGUCAAAGAGAGGAAAGAAUUUGUGUAUGAAGAACUUUUGAGAAAGUGGAAAAGAUCUCAUUAGGUAGCUUGGAGUUUGCUGAACUUGCAUAUCUUUAUUUCAAUCCUCAUCUUUUAUGUAUAUAGACCUGCAGAUUUGCAACAGAAACGAAAUUUCAGUAAUUUUAUACUUCGAUUAUUCCUAAACUGCAUAUCUUAAUGCACCAUAGUUAUUUCUGAUCCCCAUAUUCAUAAUGCACCAUAUAUGCAUAGUGCACAGAGUCAAUUGAAACAAGGAUAUUGUGUUAGACGGUAAAAAGAUAAAUGAAGUUCAAUAUCAAGCUCGCUGAGAAGUGUUGAGCGAAUGUUAUAUAGACCAAGUUGAAAAGGAAUUUAUACAUGAAUUUGGCUUUGGUGAGACACUGCAAUGAGAUUUAUCAGCAAUUUCCUGGGAAACCCUGCUUGAAAACUUAAUUUACAGAUUGAUUUGUCUUUCUAUUUCUUUGGUUGUAACCAUAUUUAUUUUGAUUGGCGCCAUGAUAAUCUUUUGGUUUCUACUUUUAGUGGUGAGUAUACAUGCCAUUACUAGUUGAUAAGAAUGUGUUCUAAGAGCAUAGCAUUGAAUUGAAACAUUGAAGUUUUGUUGUGUGCGGUCUUCAAAUCGUCUUUAGCUGUCACGACUAGACAAUGUAGUUCAGUUAUUCAUCUGAUAUUAUGCCAAGUACAGAUUAGCCAGUAUCCCACUAGCCACCUUAUGAAGUGUUUGGUAUAACUGGAUUUUGUGCUUUCAUCCUAAUGUUUGUGAUUGAAUUUAUUCAACUUGAAUACAGGGUGGCAUGCUUCUAGACUA
This is a messenger RNA of Arachis ipaensis, 2763 nucleotides long. RefSeq names its product pentatricopeptide repeat-containing protein At5g15010, mitochondrial. The record is from RefSeq and is a predicted model, not a curated record. Gene Ontology annotation, molecular function: protein binding. Lineage: Eukaryota; Viridiplantae; Streptophyta; Magnoliopsida; Fabales; Fabaceae.